CCGACCCGUACCCGUCCCCAACCGCCUCCUCCCCCCCCCCCCCCCCCCCCCCCCCCCAUUAAUCCACCCAUCGAUUCCCUCCUCAAGACCUCAACAAAUCCACCCCGAAGCAGCAGCAUCCACCGCCACGCAGAGAGCCAGCAUUUGCGGCGGCGCGGAGGCGACUGUGUGUGGUGUGGUGUAGAUCGGAUCGGAGGAGAGAUGGAGGUGGAGGUGGUGGAGGGGACGACGAUGGUGGGGUGGGUGGUGUCCGGGGUGGCGUUCUGGUGGACGGCGUUCCUGCUGGCGCGCGGCGCCUUCCCCAAGCGCUCCUACGACUUCUGCAACCGCGCCGUCUCCGCCGCCCACGCCGCCGCCGCCGUCUCCCUCGCCUGCCUCUCCGUCGCCGACUGGUCCCGCCCCCUCUCCCCCCUCGCCGCCGCCUCCUCCCCUCCCCAGAUGAAGGCGCUGGCGGUGACGCUGUCGUACAUGGUGUACGACGCGGCGUGCUGCUACCUCAACGACGACGUCAGGGUGGACAACACCGUGCACCACCUCGUCAGCAUCGUCGGCAUCGCCGCCGGCCUCGCCUACCGGAGGUGCGGGACGGAGAUGGUGGCCAGCCUGUUCGUCACGGAGAUCUCCAGCCCGCUGCUGCAUCUCCGCGAGAUUCUCAAGGAGUUCGGCAUCAAGGACACCGACCUCAACCUCCUCGUCGAUAUUUUAUUCGCCGUGAUAUUCUCGGUGGCACGAAUGGGUUUUGGGCCAUACCUCACGUACGUCACCGUUACGGCAGACAACCCCAUCCUCAUUAAGGCGAUGGCGACAGGCUUGCAGCUGGUGAGUGCCUACUGGUUCCUGAGGAUCCUAAGGAUGGUCAGGCACAAGCUGGGGAAGAAAAGACCAGCGCCGAAAGUUGCCGGCGAUUGAUGCAAAAUCUUGUUUGGGAUCGAGCCGUGCUUGUAACAUAGUAUUGUUUCAUGGCAAGAAAUCAAGAAUGUCUCAAACAAUGGAUAUGAUGAUUUGUACUACUCUAGUAAUUUAAUUAGUUUUACCAUAUAAUUGCCCACUGAAUUAAUUAGGAACGAUUUCUUUUGUGGGUUCAUAAAACAAGUGUUUAGAGAUUUGGAGAAACAAUUUCCUCGACUCUUCCAGUUUGCGUUAGAGGAUAAAUUUCACUUUCAGCUUGACACGUACACGGAUAACACUAACGCAACUUCAGCGAAGAGAAACACCAGCUAAGAGUAAGAUUACUUGCACGUCAACAAGAAGAAUUGACCAAUUAGAAUGUUGUUGUAAAGUUGGAUGACUAAACCCCAACCAGGUAAACCAAAAAAAUAAUAAAGCUACGUGAAGAAAAAGGAAAAAGAAUGGACAUAUGUAACAGACAGCAAGUUACAAUCAAACUCGAGUCCAAACUUGGUAAAAUCUGGAUCUACAUACUCCAUGUUAGCACAGAAAACUGAGAAUGCCAUUUUGGACGCUACAAAAAGCAAAAGCUCAAGAGUGAGAAUGUUCCCGCGAUUUCUUCAGAACUUCCUGCAACACGGCCGCGAUCCUACCAGCCAUGUGGUGCUCCAUGAACAUUUCCUUCACCCUGCCAUAGCCUUUCCUACCCAUGGAGACCCUGUCCUCUUCGUGGCUCGCGAGCCUUACCAUGUUCUUCGCGAGGGGCGCGACGCCUUCCUUCCCGGCGGGGUGCAGGAGGCCGGUUGAGCCGUCCACGACGAUCUCCGUGGUCCCUCCGGCCGCCGUGCCCUGAUAGUAUAGAUAGAUAUAGGAGGGUGCAGUGUGACAUUAAACCCAAGUCAAUGAAAUUGUGGGGCUGUUUGGUUCCCAGCCACACUUUACCAUUACUUGCCAACAAAAGUUGCCACACCUUGCCUAAGGUGAGGUGAUCAAAUUGUUAGCCA
Messenger RNA from Oryza sativa Japonica Group (Japanese rice), 1892 nucleotides. RefSeq lists its product as uncharacterized. The record is from RefSeq and is a predicted model, not a curated record. NCBI's taxonomy places the organism in Eukaryota, Viridiplantae, Streptophyta, Magnoliopsida, Poales, Poaceae. Gene Ontology annotation, cellular component: membrane.